Messenger RNA from Balaenoptera acutorostrata (minke whale), 2494 nucleotides. RefSeq names its product inhibitor of growth family member 1 (gene ING1). The record is from RefSeq and is a predicted model, not a curated record. Gene Ontology annotation, biological process: positive regulation of DNA-templated transcription. NCBI's taxonomy places the organism in Eukaryota, Metazoa, Chordata, Mammalia, Artiodactyla, Balaenopteridae. The transcript is spliced from 2 exons. The coding region runs from base 470 to 1282 and encodes 270 amino acids. Gene Ontology annotation, cellular component: nucleus.
UACUUAAGUGUUGAGAUAGACAGCACAGUCUAAUCUAAAAAUUAAGGCUUUAUUUUUAAAAGAACUCCUAGGUUGCAAGUCAAACUUUGGUUAACAGUGUUUGCAUAGUAAACAUCAACUGGACAUUAAUUCAUAAGGAUGGAUCAUAAUUAGUUUACCAAUGAUAUUUGAGGUUAUUUUGAAUUUAAAAUAUUUUUCAGCUAUUUUUGAAGUGUUAUUUUUUAAAUGCCCACGCACCAAGGAAGAAGACUUCAUAAAGAACUUCAGCGCAAUCCCUGUGUAAAACAAAAAAAAAACAUUUCUAAUAAUUGGACAGAACAGUUUAAAUGUGUCUGCAGUCUCGCUUAAUCCAUAGAUUCUUUCCAUGGUACCAUUGCUUUCCUAUAGUGUCAGUAUGGAGCAUUUUUAGAAAAAAGGGUCAGCAGCGGUUGGAGCUGAUGAAGCUGAAGAAGCCAGGUGUGCUGACAGGAUGCCGCCCCAGUUAGCACAGGGGUUCCUGUUUACAGAUGUUUGUACUUCAGUGGCUUUGUUGAUAAGAGUACUUCGCUUGGGGCAUCGAAGAAAUGUAUGCCGUUGUGUAGAAAUCCUGCAGGAGCUGGAUGAGUAUUACGAGAAGUUCAAGCGGGAGACGGACGGCGCCCAGAGGAGAAGGGUGCUGCCCUGCAUUCAGAGGGCGCUGAUUCGGAGCCAGGAGCUGGGCGACGAGAAGAUCCAGAUCGUGGGUCAGAUGGUGGAGCUGGUGGAGAACCGGGCCAGGCAGGUGGACAGCCACGUGGGGCUCUUUGAGGCAAAUCAAGAGGUCAGUGACACCACUGGCCACAGCAGAGCUGGCCAGGAUAAGUCAAAAUCGGAGACAGUCGCGCAGGCGGAAAAGCCCAACAGCAAGCGGUCCCGGCGACAGCGCACCAGCGAGAACCGGGAAAACGCAGCUAGUAAUCACGACCAUGAUGACAUCACCUCCGGAACGCCUAAGGAGAAGAAGGCGAAGGCCUCCAAGAAGAAGAAACGCUCCAAGGCCAAAGCCGAGAGGGAGGCAUCCCCUGCGGACCUUCCCAUUGACCCGAACGAGCCCACGUACUGUCUGUGCAAUCAGGUCUCCUAUGGAGAGAUGAUCGGCUGUGACAAUGACGAGUGCCCCAUCGAGUGGUUCCACUUCUCCUGCGUGGGGCUGAACCAUAAACCCAAGGGCAAGUGGUACUGCCCCAAAUGUCGAGGGGAGAACGAGAAGACCAUGGACAAGGCCCUGGAGAAGUCCAAAAAGGAGCGGGCCUACAACAGGUAGUGGCGGGCCUGGCUGGCCCGAGGCGAGCAGGACGAGCUGAGUAUUUAUUGCAUCGCCACCUGGACGGGCGUGGGGACUGCACGUGUAGUCUUCUAAAGACUGUUGGAAGAGGAGCUCUUCCUCUCGUAGGGACGACCGGGGUUCUCUUUGCUUUUCCCUUGGUGCACAUGUGUAACGAGAGAGUGGUCUGUGGAUAAGCAUUUUAGAAACUGCAAAUAUAGGUUUGAAUUAAACACUCGAGUGGGUCUCUGGUUUCUGUUGUUGUUGGGAGUCGGGGAUGACUUGGAAGCAACCGAACACAUUAAAUGUGGAAAGAAGAAAUUUCACUUAGCUACUAUGUUAUUUUUUAAAAAAUGUUAUUACUUCACGAACAGAUUUUUAAAAAGUUAGCCAAGUUGCUGAAAAUAUAACCCAUAGCAAAUUUGUUUCUUGCUAUAAUAGUGUAUAUCCAUGUAACAAUUCAAUAGAAAGGUUUAAAGUUUGAAAAUCAUUUUUUAAAAAAGCUAAAUGGUUACAUUUUACCUGACAAACGUUUUAUAUGCUGGCCUGUUCCCCAAAUGGCCAUUUUUAAUGAUUAGGUACAUUUUUUAAUUAAACCAAACAGGAGUGGUCCAGUCCUGGAGCUUCAGAUCACGCUUUUGCUAUCAACAAAUACUAGUGUAGCUGUCUUUAGCUUACAUAAGGUGUACAAAUGUGCAUUUUCAAGUGAACUUGCACUCGCUGUAUUAUAGUCAGAAGUGCAGCCAGAUGCCGUUGUGUGCAUGAGAGCCAUAUAGACUUGACAUCAAGAAAUAAACGCAACUCGGCCAGUUUGUUCAUCUACCAGUAUAUUUAAUCUUGACAUAAGUGUUAAAUUUUUGUCUUAAAAAUGUGUACGCCAGCGGCUUAGACAAAGCCUUAAGCAAAUUUUGUAUUAUUGUUCUCACUUAAUAAUGAAGUAGAAGUUAUCUGAUUGCCAGCAAAAAAUAAGUGUUAAAACAGAGUAUAUGUUUAGACCAGGGGUGGGGAAAUUACUGCCCACAGACCAAAUACAGCCCACCACCUGCUUUUGUGUGGUGUGUGAGCCAAGAAUGAUCUUAACAUUGUUAAAUGGUUAAAAAAAAAAAAAAUCAACAUGAGAAUCCAAUUUCGUGACAUAUGAAAAUUAUAUGAAAUUCAAGUUUUAGUGUCCGUAAAUAAAGUUUAUUGACACAGCCAGGCUCAUUCACUAGC